GAGCCACAUCCCAAAACAGAAAAGCUUUCAGCCAUUGCGCGCGCCUCCCGGGGGUGCAGCCCAGCUCCUGGGUUUCUUCUUAGACGCACGAGCAAUUGGAUACAAAAAGGGCAGGCCUGCUGCUCCCUCCUUCCACCCCCCUUCCUGCCCAGGGUGUGGAGCGCCGGCCAGGUGUGGGCUUGGGUGGCAGGUUACCGCCUUUUGCCCUGGCGGCCUCGAGGAGGGGGGUGGGCGCUUUCUUUUUCUCGUGGAAGAGGGUUUUAGCACAGGUUUUCUCGUUCUCACUUCCAACCCCACCUCGCCGCCUCCCGACCCCCCUCCUCCCCCUCCCCACCUAUCGUCAUGACGGCGUCUCCGGAUUACCUGGUGGUGCUUUUUGGGAUCACUGCUGGGGCCACCGGAGCCAAGCUGGGUUCAGAUGAGAAGGAGCUGAUCCUGCUGUUAUGGAAAGUCGUGGAUUUGGCCAACAAGAAGGUGGGACAGUUGCACGAAGUACUAGUUAGACCGGAUCAGUUGGAACUGACAGAGGAUUGUAAAGAAGAAACUAAAAUAGACGCCGAAAAUCUGUCUUCCGCGCCGCAGCUGGACCAAGCCCUCCGACAGUUUAACCAGUCAGUGAGCAAUGAACUGAACAUUGGGGUAGGGACCUCCUUCUGUCUGUGUACUGACGGGCAGCUUCACGUCAGGCAGAUCUUGCAUCCGGAGGCUUCCAAGAAGAAUGUAUUACUACCUGAAUGCUUCUAUUCCUUUUUCGAUCUUCGAAAAGAAUUCAAGAAGUGUUGCCCCGGCUCCCCUGCUGUGGACAAGCUGGAUGUUGCAGCAAUGGCAGAGAGCCUCAACUUUGAGAAGAAUGACUCCAUCUCCCGAUAUGGAGCCUCUCAAGUUGAAGACAUGGGGAACAUAAUUUUAGCAAUGAUCUCUGAGCCGUACAAUCACAGAUUUUCAGAUCCAGAGAGAGUAAACUACAAGUUUGAAAGUGGCACUUGCAGCAAGAUGGAACUUAUUGAUGACAACACAGUGGUGAGGGCUCGAGGUUUGCCCUGGCAAUCUUCGGAUCAAGAUAUUGCAAGGUUCUUCAAAGGACUCAAUAUUGCCAAGGGUGGUGCAGCACUUUGUCUGAAUGCUCAGGGUCGGAGGAACGGAGAAGCUCUGGUUAGAUUUGUAAGCGAGGAACACAGAGAUCUAGCCCUACAGAGGCACAAACAUCACAUGGGGACCCGGUACAUUGAGGUUUAUAAAGCAACAGGCGAAGAUUUUCUUAAAAUUGCCGGAGGGACAUCCAAUGAGGUAGCCCAGUUUCUCUCCAAGGAAAACCAAGUCAUUGUGCGCAUGCGGGGGCUCCCUUUCACUGCCACGGCUGAAGAAGUGGUCACCUUCUUUGGACAGCACUGCCCCAUCACCGGGGGGAAGGAAGGCAUCCUCUUCGUCACCUACCCAGAUGGUAGGCCAACAGGAGAUGCUUUUGUGCUCUUUGCCUGUGAGGAGUAUGCUCAGAACGCCCUAAGGAAGCACAAGGAGUUGCUGGGUAAACGAUACAUUGAACUCUUCAGGAGCACAGCCGCUGAAGUUCAGCAGGUGCUGAAUCGGUUUUCCUCAGCCCCUCUGAUUCCACUUCCAACCCCUCCUAUUAUCCCCGUACUACCUCAGCAGUUUGUGCCUCCAACAAAUGUAAGAGACUGUAUCCGUCUUCGAGGUCUUCCCUAUGCUGCCACAAUAGAAGACAUUCUGGACUUCCUGGGGGAGUUUUCCACAGAUAUUCGUACUCAUGGGGUUCACAUGGUAUUGAAUCACCAGGGACGCCCAUCAGGAGAUGCCUUUAUCCAGAUGAAGUCAACAGACAGAGCAUUCAUGGCUGCGCAGAAGUAUCAUAAAAAAACCAUGAAGGACAGAUAUGUUGAAGUCUUUCAGUGUUCAGCUGAGGAGAUGAACUUUGUGUUAAUGGGGGGCACUUUAAAUCGAAAUGGCUUAUCCCCGCCGCCAUGUAAGUUACCAUGCCUGUCUCCUCCCUCCUACACAUUCCCAGCUCCUGCUGCUGUGAUUCCCACUGAAGCUGCCAUUUACCAGCCUUCUCUGCUCUUGAACCCACGAGCAUUGCAGCCCUCCACUGCAUACUACCCGGCAGGCACGCAGCUCUUCAUGAACUACACGGCCUACUAUCCCAGCCCCCCAGGUUCGCCUAGUAGUCUUGGCUACUUCCCUUCAGCUGCUAGUCUUAGCAGUGUCCCGCCCCAGCCUGGCACGGUGGUCAGAAUGCAGGGCCUGGCCUACAAUACUGGAGUUAAGGAAAUUCUUAACUUCUUCCAAGGUUACCAGUAUGCAACCGAGGAUGGACUUGUACACACACAUGACCAGGCCAGGACUGUACCCAAAGAAUGGGUUUGUAUUUAAGGGCCCCAGCAGUUAGAUCGUCCUCAGAGAAGAAGUGUUUGAAAGACGUAUGGUGAUCCUGAAACAAUCAGACAAGAGAACUUCUAGCAAUUUCAGGGGAUGUUUAUCUACACUCAGGCUGCAGUAUUCUCAGCCAACACGACUGGACAGUAGGCUUGGGCCUUAUCUUUUGCUGGAGUGAAAAAAAAGUGAAGCAAGCGAAGACAAAUCUUUAUAGCAGGCAGCACACUGGAACCUGGCUCCUUGCUGAGUGCAAACAGGAAUUUAAAUGUGAAUUUGAAGUCAGAGGUCUCACUUCCAGCUAACAUGGCAUCAUUUAUUUCCUAAGUUGAAGUCUUGGAGUAAAAUACAUUCCACUAGCAUCCACCAUCCACCAUUAAUUGCUACGGAAGCUUCAUUGUGUAUUCCCACUCUUCUGUCUCCCUGUUUUCUGUAAAAUAAAACCCUCUUGCCAAGUAA
Molecule: messenger RNA, 2847 nt
Organism: Mastomys coucha (southern multimammate mouse)
Lineage: Eukaryota; Metazoa; Chordata; Mammalia; Rodentia; Muridae
Gene: Esrp1
Product: epithelial splicing regulatory protein 1
Exons: 16
Coding region: 343-2388 (681 amino acids)
Biological process (GO): regulation of RNA splicing
Cellular component (GO): nucleoplasm; ribonucleoprotein complex
Molecular function (GO): mRNA binding
Source: RefSeq, a predicted model, not a curated record